Molecule: messenger RNA, 933 nt
Organism: Talaromyces rugulosus
Lineage: Eukaryota; Fungi; Ascomycota; Eurotiomycetes; Eurotiales; Trichocomaceae
Exons: 1
Coding region: 1-933 (310 amino acids)
Source: RefSeq, a predicted model, not a curated record
AUGAGCAAAAUACUUGCUGUCCUCGGCGCAACCGGGAACCAGGGCGGUUCUGUCGCCAACUUUGUUGUCAAUGACCCAGUGCUUUCCAAGGAGUACUCUGUGCGAGCCUUGACCCGGGAUCCGAAGAAGCCUGAAUCUGAAAAGCUGGCGUCCAAGGGCAUGGAAGUUGUCGCAGCGGACGUAGAUGACGUCGAUUCUCUGAAGAAGGCCUUUGCAGGUGCCCACACUGUCUUCGCCGUCACGACCACUACGUACGAUGAUCAGACGAAGGAACGAGAGGUACGCCAGGGGCGCACUGUUGCCGAUGCAGCUGUCGCGGCCGGCGUUCAGUACCUGAUCUACAGUACUCUUUCCUCUCCUGCUCUGGUGUCCCAGGGAAAGUACAAAAACGCAGUCCAUUUUGACUCCAAGUACGAAGUCGAGCAGUAUAUUCGCACUCUGCCGAUCAAAAGCGCAUUCUUUGCACCCGGAACCUUUAUGCAGAAUUUUACCGGCGACAUGUCCCCUCGCCCUGCUGGUGACGGCACAUACGCGCUGGUAAACAUUGUGUCGCCGGAGACGACGUGGUCGAUGAUCGACAUCACAGAAACUGGAAAGUUCGUUGCUGCAAUUUUGGCUGAACCAGAAAAGUUUGAAGGGAAAACUCUCUCUGCGGCAACUGGGCUAUACACAACCAACGAAUUGGUGAAAAUCAUUAGCGAUGUCACAGGCAAGACAGUCAACUAUAACCAAAUACCACCAGAUGUGUUCAAGAGAUUCUUGCCGCCCGCUGCUGCUGAGAACUUGGCUGAGAUGCUGCUGUAUAUCCAAGAUUUUGGCUAUUUUGGAGCUGACACGCGGGAGAAGGUGGACUGGACGACCAAGGUGGCCAAGGGAAAGCUGACUACCUUUGAGGAAUUUGUUGCUAAAAACUACCCACAAGGAAUGCAGUAG